AUGCUAUCAGCCUCGUUCAGAAAAGCAGGUUCUUUGACUCGGGCCGUGUCUGCAGGUCAGAGGCGCUUCCUCUCCAUCCACGAAUACCAAUCCGUCAACCUUCUGAACUCGUAUGGGAUACCCACACCGAAAAGUAUACCCGCGAAGACUCCCGAGGAAGCUUAUGAAGUAGCAAAGAAUUUUGGUCAUGAUAGGCUCGUGAUCAAGGCGCAAGUGCUUGCUGGCGGACGAGGGAAGGGGAAAUUUGAUAACGGCUUCCAGGGGGGUGUACAUAUGGUUGGAUCGCCUGAGCAAGCCAAAGAGCUAGCAGGCAAGAUGCUCGGAGCAAGUCUCAUCACAAAACAAACUGGUGCAGGAGGUCGUGUCUGCAACGCUGUCAUGCUUGCGGAACGCCGUGAUCCCACACACGAAUACUAUGUUGCAGUUCUCAAUGACCGAGUAACUCAAGGCGUCGUUCUGGUCGCGUCUAACCAAGGUGGUAUGAAUAUUGAGGAAGUCGCUGCGAAGGACCCGGAUGCUAUCAUCACCACCCCAAUCGACUACGAGAAGGGAUUGAGCAAGGAACAGGCUCUCGGUGUCGCGAAGAAGCUCGGCUUCAAGACCGCUCAAGCACAAGACGAAGCUGCCGAUAUAUUCAUCAACCUCUACCGCAUCUUCAAAGACAAGGAUGCUACUCAAAUUGAAAUCAACCCGAUGGCGGAAACUGCUGAGGGCCAAGUCCUCUGCAUGGAUGCCAAGUUCGGGUUUGACGACAACGCGGAAUUCCGUCAACAAGAUGUUUUCAAUCUCCGGGACAUCUCUCAGGAGGAACCCUCCGAAGUUGAGGCCCAGAAAGCCAACUUGAACUUUAUCAAGUUGGAUGGGAACAUCGGGUGUCUCGUGAAUGGUGCCGGUCUGGCCAUGGCGACAAUGGAUGUCCUUUCCCUCCAUGGUGGGAACCCCGCCAACUUCUUGGACUGUGGAGGAGGUGCUACUCCGGACACCGUCAAGAAGGCGUUCGAGAUUCUGUUGUCUGACCCCAAGGUCAAGAGCAUCUUCAUCAACAUCUUUGGUGGUAUCAUGAGAUGCGACUACAUCGCCGAGGGUGUUAUCAAAGCUACUAAGGAACUCUCGCUCACUAUUCCUCUCGUAGUCAGGCUCAAAGGUACCAAGGAGGCCGAGGCCAAGCAAAUGAUCAAGGACUCUGGUCUCAAGAUCAUCGCCUUCGACAGUCUCGAUGAAGCCGCUGAACGGGCAGUCCACUUGGCCCAUGCUUAA
Messenger RNA from Pleurotus ostreatus (oyster mushroom), 1257 nucleotides. RefSeq lists its product as uncharacterized. Bases 1 to 1257 code for a protein of 418 amino acids. Gene Ontology annotation, molecular function: ATP binding; succinate-CoA ligase (ADP-forming) activity; metal ion binding. Gene Ontology annotation, cellular component: mitochondrion; succinate-CoA ligase complex. Gene Ontology annotation, biological process: succinyl-CoA metabolic process; tricarboxylic acid cycle. NCBI's taxonomy places the organism in Eukaryota, Fungi, Basidiomycota, Agaricomycetes, Agaricales, Pleurotaceae. The transcript is spliced from 10 exons. The record is from RefSeq and is a predicted model, not a curated record.